AUGGCGUCGCCGACACCUUCAACGCUCUCUUCGCUCUACCGGCAUCUGCUGCGCACCUCGCGCUCCACUUUCCAGGGUGACCAGCGUAUGCUGACUGCCUGGCGUCAAUUUGUUCGACAGAAGCUGCCUGAGCAGGCCGGUGCUAGGAGUAAUGCAGCUCUGCCUGACGAGGUGGUGAAGGAGUGGUUGGAUGUGGCCAAGAUGCUCAGAAUGAAUGUUGUGCAGGGGGUCAAGGAUGACCAGGACGAGGUAUAUCGUCUUCGCUUCACCUCGGAUACGGAGCUGGGCACUAACGAGAGCAUCAAGAAGGGUCGCGAACAGCAGCUGGCCAACCUAAAGGCCUCAAAGGGCGUGCUAGGCUGUGGUGGUUCCAGCCGCCCUUCUGCCUCCUCCUCUUCACCUUCCACUUCUUCCUCCUCGUCCUCCUCUGCCCGAGCCUUUUCCACUUCGUCCAGCCGCUAUGCACCUCGUGACCCAAGCAAGCUUAAAUCACCACGCCCACAACCACUCCCGCACCCACCUGCGCACUUUCCCUCCAUCACACUCCUCGCCGACGGCUCCUCGAUCUCUCUGCACACCACCUCUCCUCGCUCUUCGCAGCGCCUCACAAGAGAUCCGACGAACCACCCACUGUGGAACCCUAAAAUGGAUGCGAGAGCCGGUAGUGGAGGUGAAGACGAGGCUGGGCGCAUGGAGAGGUUCAGGAAGAGGUUCGCCGAGGUCGUGCAGGAGAGUCAGGGUCAGGAGGGCUCAGAGGCCGGAGCAGGAGGAGAGCAGCAGGAGCAGGAGGUCAGUCUGAGCGAGGGAGAGGCAGAGGCACAAGAGGCGGCUACGCUGGGUGCUGGUGGGAGGAAGAAGAAGGCCAUGUUCGAAAUGGAGGAUCUGGACUGGAUGUCCGAGGGUGGUAGGCAGGCAAAGGCUGCUGCUAGGCCAGUGUAUGGAAAGGGAGGAGCUGGUGGCAAGAGGAAGUGA
This is a messenger RNA of Microstroma glucosiphilum, 972 nucleotides long. RefSeq lists its product as hypothetical. The transcript has 2 exons. The record is from RefSeq and is a predicted model, not a curated record. The coding region runs from base 1 to 972 and encodes 323 amino acids. Lineage: Eukaryota; Fungi; Basidiomycota; Exobasidiomycetes; Microstromatales; Microstromataceae. Gene Ontology annotation, biological process: mitochondrial respiratory chain complex III assembly.